AUGGAGCCCGAGCAGAUGCUGCAGGGACAGGCACAGGUUGCAGAAAAUCCUCACUCUGAGUACGGUCUCACAGAUAAUGUUGAGAGGAUAGUAGAAAAUGAGAAGAUUAGUGCAGAAAAGUCAUCGAAACAGAAGGUCGAUCGCCAGUCUUUGCCAAUUUGUGCCUAUUUGGAUCAGACAGUUGUACCUAUCUUAUUAUAGGGACUUGCUGUGCUUGCAAAGGAAAGACCACCAAAUCCCAUUGAAUUUCUAGCAUCAGAUCUUUUAAAAAACAAGGCACAGUUUGAAGAUCAAAACUGACUUACUGGGAAGAACAGAAAAAUUUGGUUUCUACUGUAGAUUUAUAUGAUUAAGAGGCAGCUUUAAUUGCCAUG
Talpa occidentalis (Iberian mole) is the source of this 374-nucleotide messenger RNA. Its product is annotated as protein dpy-30 homolog. The coding region runs from base 1 to 201 and encodes 66 amino acids. The transcript has a single exon. The record is from RefSeq and is a predicted model, not a curated record. Lineage: Eukaryota; Metazoa; Chordata; Mammalia; Eulipotyphla; Talpidae.